Molecule: messenger RNA, 1152 nt
Organism: Rubroshorea leprosula
Lineage: Eukaryota; Viridiplantae; Streptophyta; Magnoliopsida; Malvales; Dipterocarpaceae
Source: the annotation of a GenBank genome assembly
UUAAGUAUUGCAUGCUUGAAUAUAGAAAAAGAUCUUCUGCCAUUGGAAGCCCGGGAGAAUGCACUGAAGAAGCUUUCAGAAGUUAUUUCUAGGUACCCUGAUGGGAUGCCCCUGCGUGAUGAAGACAUGAAUAUUCAAAGUAGCUCGUACAAAAAGGCAGUUCGAAGGUUGGAGGCAUUAGAGAACCUAUUUGAAAGGCAUGAAAUAGCAAAAUCCCCACUUAUUGAGCAAAAGCUCAAAGUUCUACACAUGAAGGAAGAGCUGUCAACCAAGAUCAAGUCGAUUAAGAAAGCAAUGCGUUCUUCAACAGCAUUGGCUUUUAAGGAUGAACUCAAGGCCAGAAAACGGGUUCUACGGAGGCUAGGAUAUAUAACCAGUGAUGAUGUUGUCGAGUUGAAGGGAAAGGUUGCAUGCGAGAUAAGUAGUGCAGAUGAGUUGACCCUAACAGAGCUCAUAUUCAGUGGCGUUUUAAAGGAUAUAAAGGUGGAGGAAAUGGUGGCUCUACUCUCUUGUCUCGUGUGGCAGGAGAAGCUCCAAGAUGCUGCAAAGCCCAGGGAAGAACUGGAAUUGCUUUUUACGCAAUUACAAGAUAUAGCUCGGAGAGUUGCCAAACUUCAGCUUGAAUGCAAGGUCCAAAUUGAUGUGGAGAGCUUUGUAAGCACCUUUCGGCCUCAUAUUAUGGAAGCUGUGUAUGCUUGGGCAAAAGGAUCGAAGUUCUACGAGAUUAUGGAAAUUGCACCAGGUUUUGAAGGUAACAUAAUCAGGGCCAUCAGAAGAUUAGAAGAAGUUGUUCAGCAGCUAAUAGUAGCAGCCAAGUCAAUUGGUGAAACAGAACUGGAAUCAAAACUUGAGGAGGCUGUUUCCAAGAUUAAAAGAGAUAUAGUAUUUGCUGCCUCACUAUACUUGUAAGGGGUGUGUGUGUGUGUGUGUUUGUUUUUUGGGUAGCUGGCUGUGGUUGCUACGCUGGGAAUAGGAUCAAAUAGCCAAAAUGAGGAAAUAGGAAAAGUUAAAAAGAACUGAGAUAUGCAUAAUUUUUAUGGGAAAAGUAAUAGCGUUAAAUUUGAUUCUUCCCUGGUUUCAAAAGUGUAAUUUCAUAAAAUGUAUUGAGCAUGAAAUUUUGUUUUUCUUAUUAAUUAAAAGAAUGAAUUAUGU